UCAUUGCAUGACGUCAUCCCCGGUAAAGGUUCUCCGCAGUGUCGGCCAUGUUUGUUCAAUCUGCUAGUGGAAAUGGUUUGAAUUUAUAGAAUUAGAAUAUAUUUUGCCAUCGAGUGUUUCAUAAUGAUAGGAUGUAAAGACUAUGUGGAUGUAAACUAAUAUUAAACGUGAGAAAAUUUCUAAUACUGUAAUAACUGAAUAUACAGUGUCUACGCAUCUUAACAGUUUUUAUUUGUGAUAUAUUUUUACCCCAAAAAUCGUGAUGUCUUCGGUUAAAGUGGCAGUGAGAGUUCGGCCCUUUAAUAACAGGGAAGUGAGCCGAGAUUGCAAAUGUAUCAUUUCUAUGUCUGGAAAUACAACUAAUAUAAUUAAUCCAAAAUCUCUGCCUGGAUCCAAGGAUUCUUCAAAAAGUUUCAAUUAUGAUUAUUCCUAUUGGUCACAUGAUCCUAGAGAUUAUAAUUUUGCAUCACAAGAAGUUGUUUACAAUGAUAUUGGAGAAGAAAUGUUGCUACAUNUUUUCAAAGUCUACAAUGUUUGCAUAUUUGCCUAUGGACAAACUGGUGCAGGAAAAAGUUAUACCAUGAUGGGUAGACAAGAAGAAGGCCAAGAAGGAAUUAUACCUCAUAUAUGUAAAGAUUUAUUUCAUAGGAUACAAGAUAAUGGAAAUACAAAUGAAGAUAUGAUGUAUUCAGUUGAAGUAAGCUAUAUGGAAAUAUAUUGUGAACGUGUGCGGGACUUAUUAAAUCCUAAAAACAAGAGUAAUCUUCGUGUUAGAGAACAUCCUUUACUUGGUCCUUAUGUUGAAGAUCUUUCAAAACUUGCUGUAACUUCAUAUCAAGAUAUUCAUGAUUUAAUGGAUGAAGGUAAUAAAGCUAGAACUGUUGCUGCAACAAAUAUGAAUGAAACCAGUAGUAGAUCUCAUGCAGUAUUUACAAUUAUAUUCACUCAAAGAAGAGUUGAUGGCCUUACAGGAUUAACUACAGAAAAAGUAAGCAAGAUUAGUCUUGUAGAUCUUGCUGGGAGUGAGAGAGCAGAUUCCACAGGAGCCCAAGGAACUCGAUUAAAAGAAGGAGCAAAUAUCAACAAAUCACUUACAACAUUAGGGAAAGUUAUUUCCGCACUUGCAGAAAUAGCUGCAACAAAGAAAAGAAGAAAAGGUGACUUCAUACCAUAUAGAGAUUCUGUAUUGACCUGGCUUUUACGGGAAAAUCUUGGAGGCAAUUCUAAAACUGCUAUGAUUGCUGCUGUAAGUCCUGCUGAUAUUAAUUAUGAUGAAACACUCAGCACAUUAAGAUAUGCAGAUCGUGCCAAACAGAUUGUUUGUAAAGCUGUUGUUAAUGAAGAUGCUAAUGCUAAAUUAAUAAGAGAAUUAAAAGAAGAAAUUCUACGUUUAAAAGCUAUGUUAAAAGCAGAAGGAAUAGAUGUAGAUGCUGGCCAUGGAACAGUUAAUGUUGAAUCAUGCAAUGAAAUAAAUAAUAUGGAAAUAAAUAACAAGAAACAAAAACAAAUUGUAUCACCUGCUGGAGAGAAUGCUAUUGAGCAAUUACAGGAAUCAGAAAAGUUAAUUGCUGAGUUGAAUGAAACAUGGGAAGAAAAACUGAAAAAAACAGAAGCUAUUAAAGUCCACAGAGAAGCAGUAUUUGCUGAAAUGGGAGUUGCACUCAGGGAAGAUGGAGAUACUGUUGGUGUUUUCUCUCCAAAUAAGACUCCCCAUCUUGUUAAUUUGAAUGAAGAUCCAUUAAUGUCAGAAUGUUUAAUAUAUUAUAUUAAAGAUGGAAUAACAAGAGUUGGACGACCCGAAACUAAUGUUCCUCAAGAUAUAAAAUUAAAUGGAUCACAUAUAAUGAACGAACAUUGUAUUUUUGAAAAUCAAGAAGGAAUAGUAACUCUCUGUCCUUGUAAUGAUGCCAUGUGUUAUGUUAAUGGUCGGGAAGUGUCAGAACCUUUGGUAUUGCGUACAGGUUCUAGAGUUAUACUUGGAAAAUAUCAUGUUUUUAGAUUUCAACAUCCUGAACAAGCAAGAGAAAGCAGAGAGAGAAAAUCUCCAACUGAAAUAUCAAACAAAAAUGAGCCUGUUGAUUGGAGUUUUGCUCAGUUGGAGUUACUGGAGAAACAAGGCAUUGAUCUGAAAUUAGAUAUGGAGAAAAAGCUAAUAGCUUUAGAAGAACAGUUUAAGAAAGAAAAAGAGGAAGCUGAUCAGUUUUUUCAACAAGAAAGAAAGAAUUACGAGGCUUGUAUUGAAAGUCUGCGAAAACAAGUUGAAGAACAUUCUCUGAUGUCCAGCAUGUAUAGUACUUGUACUGUAGAUGAUGUAAUUGUUGAAGAAGACAUAUUAGAACCAGAAUGGACUGACAGGCAGUACCAAUUAGCUAUCUGGGCUUUUCAGAAGUGGAAGUAUCAUCAAUUUACCUCAUUAAGAGAUGAUCUCUGGGGAAGUGCAAUAUUUUUAAAAGAAGCCAAUGCUAUCAGUGUCGAACUUAAGAAAAAGGUACUAUUUCAGUUUACACUUUUAACUGAUACAUUAUACUCUCCUCUAUCACCUGAUAUGUUACCUGCAGAAGAUCUAGAAGAAAGACCAUAUCCACAUACAAUUGUAGCUGUGGAAGUUCAAGACUUGAAAAAUGGUGCUACUCAUUAUUGGACAUUGAGUAAAUUGAGACAACGUUUAGAAUUAAUGAGAGAAAUGUAUCAAAAUGAAGCAGAACUCUCUCCCUCUUCUCCGGAUUAUAACGUUGAAAGCAUUAUUGGUGGUGAUCCAUUUUAUGAUCGAUUUCCCUGGUUCCGUUUAAUUGGAAGGGCAUUUGUAUACAUGAGUAAUUUGUUGCAUCCUGUACCAUUAAUUCAAAAAGUUGCUAUUGUCAAUGAGAAGGGUGAUAUCAAAGGUUAUCUUCGUGUCCAGAUUCAAGCUGUGAUUGAACCUAUAGAAAAAGAAUGUGAUCGCAUCAAUCAAGAUAGUGGUCAUGGAGAUAGCAGUAUCUCUUCUGAAGGUUGUGAUGAAGAUGAUCUUCCAGAACAUUUACAAAUUGGAAAGGAGUUUGCAUUUAGAGUAACACUACUACAAGCAAUAGGAAUUUCUAAAGAAUAUGCAGAUAUAUUUUGUCAGUUCAACUUUUUACAUCGUCAUGAUGAAGCAUUUUCAACGGAACCUCUAAAAAAUACAGUUAAAGGGCCACCACCGGGAUUUUUUCAUGUUCAGAAUAUAACAGUUACUGUGACAAAAUCUUUCCUGGAAUAUGUCCGAUCUCAGCCUAUUGUUUUUGAAGUAUUUGGUCAUUAUCAACAGCACCCUCUCCACAGAGAUUCGAGGGAUAUUUUGGCCCAGCAACAUAAUCGUCAACCUCCAAGACGUAUGUUUCCCAAGUCUAUUCCUAUUUCUCAACCUGUUCGUUCUCCAAAAUUUGGCGUACUUCAAUCACCCAGCACAACUCAUAUCCAUGCUAAAUAUGAUUUACUUGUUUGGUUUGAAAUCUGCGAGUUAGAACCAAAUGGAGAAUAUGUUCCUGUCGUUGUUGACCAUAGUGAUGACAGUCCUUGCCAAGGUACUUUCCUUCUCCAUCAGGGUAUUCAAAGGCGUAUUAGACUAACAUUAAUUCACGAGUCAGGUCCUGAUCUUUGUUGGAAAGAAGUGAGAGAACUUGUAGUCGGACGAAUUCGUACAACACCAGAAUGUGAUGAAGAAGACACAGAUGUUUCUGUACUUUCUUUGGGUCUCUUUCCAGGAGAAUAUGUCGAGAUGAUUGGUGAUGAUAGAGUUAUGUAUAGAUUUGAAGCUGCCUGGGAUAGUUCAUUACACAAUUCUCCUUUAUUAAAUCGUGCAACAUCCUAUAAAGAACAGAUAUUUAUGACAAUUUCCGCUUAUUUGGAGCUUGAAAAUUGUGCUCAACCAGCUAUUGUCACUAAAGAUCUGUGUCUUAUUAUAUAUAGUCGAGAUGCACGCAUCGGUCCAAGAUUAUCCCCCAGUGCCAGAUCUUUGCGGCAUCUUUUCUCCGGUGCUUAUAAAAACUCAGAUGUUAAUCAUGUUAGUGGUGUUUAUGAGUUAGUUCUUAAACGUGCUGCAGAUUCUGGAAGUCCAGGUGUUCAACGCAGACAGAGACGUGUCCUUGAUACUUCUUCAACAUAUGUGAGAGGUGAAGAAAAUCUCCAUGGAUGGAGACCACAUGGAGAUCAACUUAUUUUUGACCAUCAGUGGGAACUCGAAAAGUUAACACGACUAGAAGAAGUAGAGAAGGUUCGACAUGUCUUAUUGUUGCGUGAAAAACUGGGAAUUGACAAAGGUCCUAACUAUCAUCAGGAAAUUAGCAAAUCUGAAAAAGAAGCUUGCAAUCUUGUAGCAAAGGCAUCAGGUGAAGGAGGAAGACCUAUAAUUUCAGCUCCUUUGUUACCCUCUCCAACAUCCAAUCGAAUCAUAGAUGAAUCUGUUUAUGAACCUUGGGAAAUGACUGAGAAAGAACGGGAAUUAAUAACUAAAUGCAUCACACUUAUUCAAAGUCACAUUCCAUCUAAACCACCUCCUACUGGAAAUACAAAGAAGGAUACUGUAAUGACACCUGAUGAAAAUGAUAUUAUUUCAUCUGCAUCAAGCAUGCAAUCUAGUAUAACUUCUUCUUCUUCUCAAGAAAUACUGUCACCAGAACAAAAUAACAGCAUUCUCUCUGAAAAUAAUAUAAACAAUCUGAAAACCAGCAAGGCUCCCACAACAAAUUCUCAUAACAAUGGAAAACUUCUCUAUGUUGCUGAAGUAGAAGAAAUUCGUGUCAGUCCUGUAGUUUCUCGUAAAGGAUAUCUGAAUUGUUUAGAUGACAAAACAAAUAGCUGGGUCAAAAGAUGGGUUGUUGUACGUCGUCCUUAUGUAUUUAUAUACAAAGAUGAAAAGGAUGCAACUGAAAGAGAGAUAAUUAAUUUAGCAACUGCACAAGUGGAAUAUAGUGAAGAUCAAGAAGCAAUGCUAAAGGUACCCCGCACGUUUUCUGUGUUAACUAAGCAUCGAGGAUUUUUGUUACAAUCACUCGAAGGCAAAGAAGUUCAUGAAUGGUUAUAUGCCAUCAAUCCACUUUUAGCAGGACAGAUAAGGGCAUGGGAGAAGUGUGUGGAAGCAACAAAGCCUAAGAGGAAGGUUGUAAUAUGGACGAUUGAGAUGAAAAAGAAAUUUAUCACGAAGCAUGAAAGCAGUACAUGUAUGGCAAAUCUGAUGGUCAUGUUUAAGAUGCCAAAAUCGACAGUGUGUGACUGGUAAAUUCAAUAUUCAUUUUAUUAUACAGUAUUUACAUGUUUUA
Messenger RNA from Centruroides sculpturatus (bark scorpion), 5273 nucleotides. It is a transcript of the gene unc-104, whose product is annotated as kinesin-like protein unc-104. The transcript has 44 exons. The record is from RefSeq and is a predicted model, not a curated record. The coding region runs from base 263 to 5233 and encodes 1656 amino acids. Gene Ontology annotation, biological process: microtubule-based movement. Lineage: Eukaryota; Metazoa; Arthropoda; Arachnida; Scorpiones; Buthidae. Gene Ontology annotation, molecular function: microtubule motor activity; microtubule binding; ATP binding.